Protopolystoma xenopodis is the source of this 225-nucleotide messenger RNA. NCBI's taxonomy places the organism in Eukaryota, Metazoa, Platyhelminthes, Monogenea, Polystomatidea, Polystomatidae. The record is from the annotation of a GenBank genome assembly.
AUGGCACUGGCCGAGGACCGACGCGCCAUCCGAGCCGGCGACGUGGAUGCUCAGCUGGGCAUUUGGCCACGCAUGCUCGACCGACUGGCCAGCAUGGAGACCGAGAACCAGCCGACCUCGGACGAUGCUGGCGUCAGGUCGCCAGGUAGGCAGGGUCCCUUUUGCCGGGAAUCGGAGUGCCCAAAAGGUGCACAAUUGGGUAACCGGACAAAAUGUCUCGCAUAA